Molecule: messenger RNA, 2193 nt
Organism: Thamnophis elegans (Western terrestrial garter snake)
Lineage: Eukaryota; Metazoa; Chordata; Lepidosauria; Squamata; Natricidae
Product: receptor tyrosine-protein kinase erbB-4-like
Exons: 19
Coding region: 1-2193 (730 amino acids)
Biological process (GO): positive regulation of cell population proliferation; positive regulation of kinase activity; multicellular organism development
Cellular component (GO): basal plasma membrane; signaling receptor complex
Molecular function (GO): epidermal growth factor receptor binding; transmembrane receptor protein tyrosine kinase activity; ATP binding
Source: RefSeq, a predicted model, not a curated record
AUGGGAGACAAUUCCAUCAGAGAAGUGACUGGCUAUGUCUUGGUAGCGCUGAAUCAGUUUGAAUACCUUCCUUUGGAAAAUCUGCGGAUCAUUCGUGGAACAAAACUAUAUGAAGACCGCUCAGCACUGGCCAUCUUCCUCAAUUACAAAAAAGAUGGGAGUUUUGGACUGAGGCGGCUUGGGCUGAAGAAUUUGACAGAAAUCUUAAAUGGAGGCGUGUAUGUUGGCCAGAACAGAUUUCUUUGCUACGCAAACACCAUUCAGUGGGAAGAUAUUGAUCGCAACCCUAUAGCUUCCAAUUUCUCUGUGGUUCCAAAAAACAGUAGCACAGAUUGUGGACAGUGUCACAAAUCCUGUGGAAAUCGAUGUUGGGGACCUUCAGCAGAUGAGUGCCAGAGUUUAACGAAAGUGGUGUGUGCAGAGCAGUGUGAUGGGCGAUGCUAUGGACGAUCGGUCAGCGAAUGUUGUCAUCGAGAAUGUGCAGGAGGCUGUUCCGGACCUAAAGACACUGACUGCUUCGCCUGCAUGAACUUUAACGACAGUGGCGCCUGUGUCACCCAAUGCCCACAGACUUCAGUCUACAAUCCUGCCACCUUCCAGAUGGAAACCAAUCGAGAUGGCAAAUAUACUUAUGGCGCCUUUUGUGUCAAAAAGUGUCCACACAACUUUGUGGUUGAUAUCAGCUCGUGUGUACGUGCCUGUCCGAGUCCCAAGAUGGAAGUAGAGGAAAAUGGAAUUAAAACAUGUAAACCAUGCACUGACAUUUGCCCUAAAGCUUGUGAUGGCAUAGGUACAGGAAGUUUGAUGUAUGCUCAAACUGUGGACUCCAGUAACAUUGAUAAAUUUAUCAACUGCACCAAGAUCAAUGGGAACUUGAUCUUCCUUGUCACUGGAAUUCAUGGGGAUCCAUAUCACACAAUUGAAGCGAUUGACCCACAGAACUUACAUGUCUUCCAAACAGUGAGAGAGAUAACAGGAUUCCUGAAUAUACAAUCCUGGCCUGAAAAUAUGACAGAUUUUAGUGUGUUUUCAAAUCUGGUAACUAUUGGUGGAAGAGCACUAUACAGUGGUCUCUCCUUGCUUAUUCUCAAGCAGCAAGGAAUUCGAUCUCUCCAGUUCCAGUCCCUGAAGCACAUCAGUGCUGGGAAUGUCUACAUAACUGACAACAGUAACUUAUGCUACUAUCAUACUAUCAACUGGACUAGCCUCUUCAGCUCACCUAACCAGAAAACUGUCAUCCACAGAAAUAAGAGGGCUGAGAACUGCACUGCAGAAGGGAUGAUAUGCAGCCAUUUAUGCUCAAAAAAUGGAUGUUGGGGGCCUGGGCCAGAUCAGUGUUUAUCAUGUAAACACUUCAUCAGAGGGAAAACCUGUGUAAAGUCUUGUCACCUUUAUGAAGGGGAAUACAGAGAGUUUGCAAAUGGUUCAAUUUGUGUGGAAUGUGAUCCGCAGUGUGAGAAGAUGGAUGGAAACAGAAUAACUUGCAGGGGGGUUGGACCAGAUCAUUGUACCAAAUGCUUUCACUUUAAAGAUGGCCCCAAUUGUGUUGAAAAAUGUCCUGAUGGUGUACAAGGGACAAAUAGUUUCAUAUUCAAGUUUGCAGAUGAGGAUCGUGAAUGUCGUUCUUGUCACCCAAAUUGUACCCAAGGGUGUAGAGGCCCCACUAGGCAUGACUGCAUUUACUAUCCGUGGACACGCCAGUCCACGUUAUUCCAGCACGCUAGAACCCCCCUGAUUGCCGCAGGAGUGAUCGGAGGACUCUUCAUCGUCGUCAUUUUGGGCCUCACGUUUGCCGUUUACGUGAGGCGUAAGAGCAUUAAAAAAAAGAGGGCUUUACGGAGGUUCCUGGAGACUGAGCUGGUAGAACCUUUGACUCCUAGUGGCACAGCACCCAACCAGGCACAACUUCGCAUUUUGAAGGAAACUGAGCUAAAGCGUGUCAAGAUCCUUGGAUCGGGGGCCUUUGGGACUGUCUAUAAGGGCAUUUGGGUUCCUGAGGGAGAGAGUGUAAAGAUUCCUGUAGCGAUUAAAAUACUGAAUGAGACAACUGGUCCAAAGGCUAACGUGGAGUUUAUGGAUACCUAUCUUUUCAAUGUCCUUAACCACGCAAGGCUCCCACCACAUCAUACCAAUCAUUUGAUCCACAAGGGAGAAGCAGAGGCAUUCUCUGCAAUUAUCAAUACAAUACAAUAG